Molecule: messenger RNA, 2049 nt
Organism: Branchiostoma belcheri (Belcher's lancelet)
Lineage: Eukaryota; Metazoa; Chordata; Leptocardii; Amphioxiformes; Branchiostomatidae
Product: tripartite motif-containing protein 3-like
Exons: 3
Coding region: 343-1533 (396 amino acids)
Biological process (GO): proteasome-mediated ubiquitin-dependent protein catabolic process; negative regulation of translation; protein polyubiquitination
Molecular function (GO): protein binding; ubiquitin protein ligase activity; translation repressor activity
Source: RefSeq, a predicted model, not a curated record
UGUGGGAGCUGGGGGUCACCAUUACUGGAGGGUCUGUGCCGGAAACAGAACAACCUGGCGAGGCUUUUGCCUGUCUGACUAACAAUUGCAUUUUGGAACAUUGGAGAGCUAACCUCAAUUUUGGGACAAGGACAUAUCCAAGGUCGAUAAAAUUGUAAUCAUCCAUUACUUAACAAACCAUUAGGUGUCUAAAAGACUUUUGAUUAAUCGUUACACAACAAACCAUGCAAGUGCAAGUAAUGUGACAGUUCUGGACCUAGAGGCAUUUCACAACACCCAAAGUAGAAUAACAAACAGUUGCAAUUUGGACAUUGAACGGAUAACAUAGGAAGGGAAGACGAAAUGGCGUCGAGUUUGAUCGACGAAAUCUGCGAGGAUCUGUCUUGCGUCAUCUGCUUGGAGAUUCUGACCAGGCCGAAGAUGCUUCCCUGCCAGCACACCUUCUGUCAGGGCUGCAUCGGGCGCGGCUUGGCCGCAACGUUCUUCCGAUGCCCGUACUGCCGACAGCUUACCAGGCUGCCUCCUCAGGGGGUCGCCGGUUUCCCCGACAACCGCAUGGCCGCCAGUCUGUGCGAGAAAGUUCGCCAGCAGUUGGGAGAAAGGCGGCCUCACCUGCCUGGAUCUGGAGCCAUCCAGCAAUUGGACGCGGAUCAUUCCAAUAACCAAGGGCUUCCAAGGAUAGGGGAGGGGAUGGAAACGGGAGAGUUUGAGGGUCCUGUUGGACUCGCAGUGUCCGAAGAAGGGGAGAUCUUUGUAGCAGACACUCAGAACCAGAGGAUCCAAGUCUUCACCCUGCAGGGAAUGUUUGUCCGACAGUUCCCAACAGUCGUGUCGCCCGGUGGAGAGCGGAUGGACCCUCGUGACGUGGCCCUGGACGGGAAGGGGUACCUGUGGGUGGUGGGAAAACGCUGGGAGGACGACCUGGCUGGGUUUGCCGUGCAGUACAUGAAACAGGGCACCGUGCUGCGGAAGUUUGAUCUGCAGGGCACGAGGUGGUUCAGAGGAGUUGCCGUGGACACCAGGAGGAACCGCAUCCUCAUCACACAGACCACAGGAGACUGGGACAACCUGGACAAGCUGCGUGGGGAAGUGCAGGUGUUCCACCCAGAUGGAACACUGGUGGAAACUAUUGGUGCAAGCAACACGUGGUGGGGUUUACUGUCGAGGCAGCAACAGGGACUGAAGCACCCAUUGUACCUUACUGUAGACAGGGAUGGAAACAUCCUGGUGACAGACUGUGACAGUCACUCGGUGUUUGCGUACAGCGAGGACGGACAGUUCCUGUUCAGGUUUGGAGGCGAGGGGAGUGGCGAAGGCCAGCUGAGCCACCCUCACGGCGUCUGUACGGACAGUUCGGGCAACAUCGCCGUGGCGGACACUGGAAACGACCGCGUGGAACUGUUCGACAGGACGGGAAAAUUCCUCCGGCACCUCUCCACGGAGAUCAAGAGUCCGCGGGCCGUUGCCAUGGCAACAGGCGGACAGCUGGUGGUCACCGAUGUGAACCAUAUAGCCACUAUAUUGAAUCUGUAGCUACUGAUUUUGGUAUUAUUGUUUAUCUGGGAGUUCAUUUGGAAAGUUACCUCUAGUGUUAACCCAUACAUGUACAUGUAUGUAUUAGAUAUGUUAUGUAUCAUUAUUAUGUUAAACCCACUUCUAUUUUAGACAUGCUUCCAGUUUGUAAUGAUGCGUGAAAUUUGUUUGUUUUGGAUUAUGGUUAAAGGUGUAGCAUGCCAGGUCUCAUUAUGAUACAAAUGUUUGCAUUAAUAAUUUAUACCGCAUAUCAUAUAUUUAGACCAAGUAUGAUCAUGCAUUUACAUGUAGUCCACCUGGACUGGAAUAUACAAUCAUCAAAGAUUCAUAUCAUUAAUAAUUAAUAGGAUUAUAUUAUGCAUGAUAUAACAUAAAUUAUAGUUCCGAUCGAUGACAGUUGAUGUAUGUUUCCAUUAAUAUUUGAAAGGUGAAAAUCAUUUGGCUGAAAGGGUACAAUGUGUUGGUCUUAUCAUAAAAAAAAGUUCUAUUAUUAAUUGAAUUGUGGAAUAGAAAAUA